UCAGAGCUCAAAAGCUCCUCUCUCUCUCUCUCUCUCUCUCUCUCUCUCUGGGAAGUGAAUCUCACACAUUUUCCGAUAAAACCGCAUCGCCGGAGGUUACUGAGCUUCGAAGAGUUGCCGGCGAGCUUUUCCGACAAUGUGUAACUCACGCGGUGGCGCGCUUUUUCAUCUUCUACUUCACUCAGUAGUAGUGGCUCUGGUCUCUGCGCAGGGAUCUAACAAGACCAGUGUCUGGCUUACACUUAGUGGUAAACCGCCUUUGGUCAUUGCACGUGGUGGGUUUUCGGGGCUAUUUCCUGAUUCUAGUUCAUAUGCCUAUAUUUUGGCACAGCAGGUUAGUGUGCCCUCUGUGAUCUUUUGGUGUGAUGUGCAAUUGACGAAGGAUGGUGCCGGGAUUUGUGUGCCAGAUGUGAAGCUCGAAAACUCUACCGACAUUUCACUUAUUUUCAAAGGCAGGGAUAAGGUUUACCUUGUUAAUGGAGUCCCCACCGGAGGCUUCUUUUCUGUGGAUUUCACUCUCAAGGAGCUAGCAAAUGUUGUCUUAACUCAAGGUGUCUAUUCUCGAACUAAUAAGUUUGAUGGCAAUGGCUUCCCAAUUCUCACUGUUCAAGAUGUGGCUACAACAUUUAAACCACAAGGCUUAUGGUUGAACAUUCAGCAUGACCAAUUCUUCACACAACACAAUUUGACUAUGAGAAGCUAUGUACUUUCUGUGUCAAGACGUGUAAUUGUUAGUUAUAUUUCAUCACCAGAGUUGGAAUUCCUAAGAAGUAUUACGACACGAUUGAAUCCAAUAACAACAAAGCUAGUCUUUCGGUUUCUAGGACAAGAUGAGAUUGAGCCUUCAACCAACCAGACUUAUGGUACUCUCCUAAAGAAUCUUACAUUUAUCAAGACAUUUGCCUCCGGAAUUCUUGUUCCCAAGAUUUACAUAUGGCCAAUGGAUGAUACUCUUUAUUUACAACCUCAUACAUCUGUUGUCGCGGAUGCUCAUAAAGAAGGGCUUGAAGUUUUUGCGUCAGAUUUUAUGAAUGAUGUUCCAUUUAGCUUCAAUUACAGUUAUGAUCCAGUAACUGAGUCCUUGUCUUUCAUUGACAAUGAUGACUUCUCUGUUGAUGGUCUGCUGACAGACUUCCCAAUUACUCAAUCAGAGGCUAUAUAUUGCUUUGCUCACCAAGGCAAGAAUGCUUCAGCACAAGCGAAGCCUUUGGUUAUCUCUAAAUAUGGAGCAAGUGGAGAUUACACUGGUUGUACGGACUUGGCAUAUAAGAAAGCUAUUGAUGAUGGUGUAGAUGUACUUGACUGUCCUGUUCAAUUGGCGAAGGAUGGGACACCAUUUUGCUUAAGCUCAAUAAAUCUGAUAGAUAGCACAACAGUUGCUCAAUCAAGUUUUAGCAAUCUUACGACAACUAUUCCAGAGAUUAAGGCUGGCAAUGGAAUCUUUACCUUUAACCUGACAUGGAGCCAGAUUCAAACAUUGACACCUUCAAUAGCAAACCCCUUCUCAAAAUUCACCUUGUUCCGGAAUCCAAGGUUCAAAAAUAAUGGAAAGUUUCUAACAUUGUCCGAAUUUUUGGCCUUGUCAAAGGGGACGAGCUCUCUUACCGGUGUCUUGAUCAGCAUAGAGCAUGCGUCUUACCUUGCUGAGAAGCUGGGAUUAAGUGUAACCGAUGCAGUAAUUGAUGCCUUGAGCAAAGCUGGCUAUAAUAAUCUGACAUCCCCAAAAGUUAUGAUUCAGUCCAGUAAUAGCUCUGUUCUAAUGAAAUUCAAGGACAAACAUAACUAUGACCGUGUAUACAAGGUUGACGAGAAUAUUCGUGAUGCUCUCAACUCAGCUGUUGAGGACAUAAAGACGUUUGCCACUGCUGUGGUUGUCGGCAAGGAGUCUGUCAUUCCUGAAAAUCAAGUUUUCCUCACUGCUCUAACUGAUACUGUAGCAAAGCUACAAAAGUUUAAGCUGCCUGUUUAUGUGGAAAUCUUCAGCAAUGAGUUUGUGUCUCAAGCAUGGGACUACUUCUCAGAUGCAACCGUGGAGAUCAACUCAUUUGUCAAAGGAGCCAACAUUGAUGGUGUCAUCACAGACUUCCCUAAGACAGCUGCCAGAUACAAAAGAAAUAGAUGUUUAGGUCUGAGCGUCAAUGACACACCUGUUUACAUGAGCCCCGUUCUGCCUGGUGAUCUCCUGAAACUCAUCACUGCUGAUUACUUGCCACCAGCUGAGGCGCCAUACCCUCUCCUGACAGAAUCGGAUGUGGUGGAGCCACCUUUGCCCAAUGGUUUAGCAAAAGCCCCAACUUCAAGCACAGGUGCUGUACCAAAUGCACUUUCUCCAACUCAGCGAAACGGGCAGCCUAAGAUCGUUUCAUGCUUCUUCCUGCCAUAUCUGGCAAUGCUCCUUGCUGCUCUUUUUCUAAUUUGAAGAAUGUAACAUGCUCGCUCACUCACACUCAUCAUUAUUUUGUGAUCUUGUAUUUCCCAUCCAUUUGCGUGGAUUUCAAGUAGCUUGGAGCUUCUUUGUUUCAUGGCAACGAGGCUAGUCCAAAUUUUUCCAAACGAGCAGUGAAAUUCUUUUUGCCUUGUAACACUUUAGGUAUGUUCAUUCUUCCCCCUUGUAAUUUGAUAAUACAUUUAUUCGGGUCUGCAAUUUGUGUUUCUGAUUUGAUGUAAAAAUAUACACGAUUAUUUUUUGGUUUGCAUUAUGUGCAAGUAGUGGAGGCAAUGUGUAGGCAUUGUAUUCUCUACUGUCCCAGCAAUUUGUUGCAUA
Messenger RNA from Alnus glutinosa, 2764 nucleotides. Its product is annotated as glycerophosphodiester phosphodiesterase GDPDL3. Bases 137 to 2419 code for a protein of 760 amino acids. Gene Ontology annotation, molecular function: glycerophosphodiester phosphodiesterase activity. NCBI's taxonomy places the organism in Eukaryota, Viridiplantae, Streptophyta, Magnoliopsida, Fagales, Betulaceae. The transcript has 9 exons. Gene Ontology annotation, biological process: lipid metabolic process. The record is from RefSeq and is a predicted model, not a curated record.